ACUAGUAUCGAUAGGAGGUCGUAUAAGACCGUUGGCGGAAUAAAACUGAUAUUAAUAAGAGGACAAAUUAAGGGCGUUGGCUGGUUUAAUGAACAUUGCUAUGAAUAUUCCACAUUUCAAAGUAUCUAUGGUAGUGGAAACAUUACAGUAUAUAAGGCUAGCGUAUUAACAGCAAUAUUACAGUCAACAUUCAGCAACUAGAACUUCUUCAUCAUCUAUAACAAUUCAGCUUCAAGAUGUCUUACAGAACUUCGAUCAUCGAUUCCGGAUCAGAGAACGAAUUUGAGUCCCUGGACACAAAAAAGCCUUCUACUUCAAAGCAGGUCAAAACAUCGUUAAAAAGAGGGGCUGAAAAAACAGUAGACAAAAAAAACAAAAAAAAACAGAUGAAAACAAGUUCAUCAUACAGAGAAAUUCUCGAAGAGAAAUUGCGGGCGGAAGAAUUUGAUGAAGAGAUUUUUAAUUCUGUCACUUUUCGUCAGGGAGAUGGUUUGGCUACCAUCAAAAGCCAAUUUAAUCCAGACGAAAAGCCGACGGAUUAUUGGACGAUAACACAUUACAAGUGUGCGAAUAUACACAACGUCCCAACAAAGGAAAGGUGGCGACACUCUGAGGCAUCUGUCAAGGUGACGACAUCGGACAAGUCAAAAGAUCAGACUCUCAAUACAAGUUUAAACGAGACCAUGCAGGUUAUAUUUGAUGUAAUUUUGAAAGACCCGGAACGUCGUACAAUAAGAAAUAAAUUAGCCGCAUGAAAAAAAAAAAAAUGUAGUAUAAAAAU
Messenger RNA from Metopolophium dirhodum (rose-grain aphid), 781 nucleotides. RefSeq lists its product as uncharacterized. Lineage: Eukaryota; Metazoa; Arthropoda; Insecta; Hemiptera; Aphididae. Bases 237 to 755 code for a protein of 172 amino acids. The transcript has 4 exons. The record is from RefSeq and is a predicted model, not a curated record.